AUGACACACUGUUGGCAUUGUCAACAGAUUCUUCAAAGCAAUCCAAACCUCAUGGAUUCAGUUUAUAUGUUCACUACUCAGUUUUUCCGGGAACUCACAAAUGAGCAUAUGAAGGCUUUGAAAAGAUCAGAUGAUACUACAACCCAAUCUGAACUUAUAUAUGAAAGCUUGCGGAAUUGGACAAAGGGCGAUGACAUUUUUACAAAGGAUUUUGUGAUCAUGCCAAUCUGUGAAAAUCACCAUUGGUACUCUUUUAUGAUUGUGAAUACCGGGAAAUUGUUGGAUUGGUCUCAAUCCACGUCUUUGGCUGUCUCAAUGGAUAUGUCAGAAUAUUCCCAGCAAAUUUUAAAUGAUACUGGGAUGUAUACUUUACGGGAAGUGAAUCUCCUCAAAGAGGCCAGAAAAACCCUGGCACAGACGGCCCAGGAUUGUAUUCUCAAAUGCAACCAACAGAAAGUCAAAACACAAAUGCCCAACUGCAAGAAUCUUUCAACAACUAAAAUGGAAGUCUACAGGGCCAAAAGCAAAAUCAGCCUAACCUUUCCAACCAAGGAUGCAGUUGCUGCUGGAGUAAUUGAUUAUUAA
This is a messenger RNA of Melampsora larici-populina 98AG31, 585 nucleotides long. Its product is annotated as Ulp1 protease. The coding region runs from base 1 to 585 and encodes 194 amino acids. Gene Ontology annotation, molecular function: SUMO-specific endopeptidase activity. Gene Ontology annotation, biological process: protein desumoylation. Gene Ontology annotation, cellular component: nucleus; cytoplasm. The transcript is spliced from 5 exons. NCBI's taxonomy places the organism in Eukaryota, Fungi, Basidiomycota, Pucciniomycetes, Pucciniales, Melampsoraceae. The record is from RefSeq and is a predicted model, not a curated record.